AUUGAACCUUUCACACUACUCGGAGUUUGUGCCGGGCUUAUUCCUUAUCCGCAUCAUAACCAAUCCCCCAGAAACACAUAUCAAUGCGCUAUGGGUAAACAAGGUAUGUUUACACAAGGAUGCAUACAUAGAUGUAAUUUGACUUUCGGCUUUAGCUAUGGGAACAAUUGGUUACAAUCAGCAAAAACGUAUCGACUCGAUCAUGUAUCUACUCUGUUAUCCACAACGACCUCUUGUAAAAUCAAAGGUAUGCGAAUUAUGGAAUUUUUUAUUGCCUUCCUUUACUAUCGUAUUUCGUUAUACGUGUACAUGAUCAAGAUUAUUGAUACCAUCGAGUUAAUCAACUUCGAAAAACUUCCCGCGGGUGCUAAUGGUAUUAUUGCUGUUAUGUCUUACAGUGGCUAUGAUAUCGAGGAUGCUUUAGUACUCAACAAAGCAUCUCUGGACAGAGGGUAUGGAAGAUGUCUCGUAUACAAACACGCGAAAGGGACUGCGAGAAAAUAUCCAAAUCAAACCUAUGACAGGCUGAUGGGACCAUCUUUAGAUCCGCUGACACGCAAGCCAAUUUACAAGCAUAGGGUUUUAGAUCAAGAAGGAAUAGUUUUUGCUGGCGCCCGUAUCUAUUCAAAACAAACAAUGAUCAACAAACACAUGCCUGUUAUAUCUCAAGAAAGUUCUUCACCAACUACUCAGCCCACAGCACCUGGAUCCCGUUCAAUUGAAUACAAAGAUGUCUCCAUAACCUAUAAGAAUCCUCUACCGUCAUAUGCUGAAAGAGUACUUCUAACAUAUAACGAUGAGGAAGCACAUCUUAUAAAGAUUCUCCUCAGGCAAACAAGGCGCCCCGAAUUAGGUGAUAAGUUCUCGUCCAGGCAUGGGCAAAAGGGGGUUUGCGGCCUGAUCGCUGCCCAGGAGGAUAUGCCUUUCAAUGAUCUUGGCAUGGUGCCGGAUAUGAUUAUGAACCCCCAUGGUUACCCUUCGCGAAUGACAGUGGGAAAGCUCAUGGAGCUUUUGAGUAGCAAAAAUGCUGUUUUAAGUGGGCGUUAUCAUUACGGAACUGCUUUCGGAGGCGACCAGGUCAUCGAUGUAUGCAACGAGCUAGCCUCGCGUGGAUACAACUACCUGGGCAAAGAUAUGCUAACAAGUGGAAUCACUGGCCAACAGCUUUCUGCCUACAUCUAUUUUGGACCGAUAUAUUACCAGAAAUUGAAGCAUAUGGUGCAUGACAAAAUGCACGCGAGGGCAAGAGGACCAAGGGCUGUGUUGACUCGGCAACCAACAGAAGGACGAUCUCGUGAAGGAGGACUUCGUUUGGGUGAAAUGGAAAGGGACUGUCUUAUUGCUUAUGGAGCAUCGAUGCUGCUUAUGGAGCGUUUAAUGGUUUCUUCUGACGAGUUCAAGGCAAGCGCUGCUGUUGAAGUCUGUUCAGAAUGUGGUCUGAUCGGAUAUCAGGGAUGGUGUCAGAACUGUCGAUCCAGCAAAUCAUUGGCGAACAUAAAGAUACCCUAUGCUUGCAAGCUCUUGUUCCAAGAACUACAGUCCAUGAAUAUUGUCCCUAGACUAGAUUUGGCUAGAUAUACGUAA
Strongylus vulgaris is the source of this 1584-nucleotide messenger RNA. NCBI's taxonomy places the organism in Eukaryota, Metazoa, Nematoda, Chromadorea, Rhabditida, Strongylidae. The record is from the annotation of a GenBank genome assembly.